Messenger RNA from Choloepus didactylus (southern two-toed sloth), 1239 nucleotides. RefSeq names its product neurotensin receptor 1 (gene NTSR1). The record is from RefSeq and is a predicted model, not a curated record. Lineage: Eukaryota; Metazoa; Chordata; Mammalia; Pilosa; Megalonychidae. Gene Ontology annotation, molecular function: G protein-coupled neurotensin receptor activity. The transcript has 5 exons. Gene Ontology annotation, cellular component: plasma membrane. Gene Ontology annotation, biological process: neuropeptide signaling pathway. The coding region runs from base 1 to 1239 and encodes 412 amino acids.
AUGCGCCUCAACGGCUCGGCGUGGGGAUCCCCGGGCGCCCUGGGCGCCCAUCCCUUCCCGCGGCUGCCGUCGGGGCUGGAGGCGGUGCUCCUGGCCCUGGGCUCGGGCAACAGCUCGGGCAACGCGACGGAGCGCGUCCCCGCAGAGCCCAGCAGCGAGCUGGACGUGAACACGGACAUCUACUCCCGGGUGCUGGUGACGGCCGUGUACCUGGCCCUCUUCGCGGUGGGCGUGGUGGGCAACUCGGUGACAGCGUUCACGCUGGCGCGCAGGAAGCUGCUGCGGCACCUGCAGGGCACGGUGCACUACCACCUGGGCAGCCUGGCGCUGUCCGACCUGCUCAUCCUGCUGCUGGCCCUGCCGCUGGAGCUGUACAACUUCAUCUGGGUGCACCACCCCUGGGCCUUCGGCGACGCCGGGUGCCGCGGCUACUACUUCCUGCGCGACGCCUGCACCUACGCCACGGCCCUCAACGUGGCCAGCCUGAGCGUGGAGCGCUACCUGGCCAUCUGCCACCCCUUCAAGGCCAAGACCCUCAUGUCGCGCAGCCGCACCAAGAAGUUCAUCGGCACCAUCUGGCUGGCCUCGGGCCUGCUGGCCGUGCCCAUGCUCUUCACCAUGGGCCAGCAGAACCGCAGCGCCGACGGCCAGCACCCGGGCGGGCUGGUGUGCACGCCCAUCGUGGACGCCACCACCGUCAAGGCCGUCAUCCAGGUCAACGCCUUCGUCUCCUUCGUGCUCCCCAUGGUGGUCAUCUCCAUCCUGAACACCAUCAUCGCCAACAAGCUGACCGCGAUGGUCCACCAGGCAGCCGAGCAGGGCCAGGUGUGCACCGUGGGGGCCCAGCCCGCCACCUUCAGCAUGGCCAUCGAGCCCGGCCGCGCCCAGGCCCUGCAGCACGGCGUCCGGGUCCUACGCGCGGUGGUCAUUGCCUUCGUGGUCUGCUGGCUGCCUUACCAUGCGCGCCGCCUCAUGUUCUGCUACGUUUCCGAGGACCGGUGGACCCCGGGAGGGCUCCCCGCCACCCACCAGCUGCCCAUGGACAGAGCCAGGCUCCACCGCUUCCGGGAGCCUGCCUGUGACGGAGGCUCCCUGAGGGCCCGGCCAGCUCAGCGGCUCCCAUGCCCGCCCCGGGCUCCCGGCUCGGACAUGAGGACAUGCGGUGCCAGCUCGUCUCCUGAGCACGAGGACCACCCUGGCCAGGGCCCCUGCCCCUCUCCUGGGCCCGCGGAUCCUUGA